This is a messenger RNA of Fusarium odoratissimum NRRL 54006, 1198 nucleotides long. RefSeq lists its product as uncharacterized. Gene Ontology annotation, biological process: intracellular copper ion homeostasis; intracellular iron ion homeostasis; positive regulation of transcription by RNA polymerase II. Gene Ontology annotation, cellular component: nucleus. The transcript is spliced from 2 exons. Lineage: Eukaryota; Fungi; Ascomycota; Sordariomycetes; Hypocreales; Nectriaceae. The record is from RefSeq and is a predicted model, not a curated record. Gene Ontology annotation, molecular function: copper ion binding; RNA polymerase II cis-regulatory region sequence-specific DNA binding; DNA-binding transcription factor activity, RNA polymerase II-specific. The coding region runs from base 372 to 983 and encodes 203 amino acids.
UUCACUUUUAUCUUUGAAUGCCAUACCCCAACUGUCGCUUGCAUUUACCAGAGCGUUCUUCCAUCACAACCUUGUUUUCAAUCCACCAUGAUUUCCAAGGAAGAGAAAUUCGCUUGCGAAAGCUGCAUCCGUGGCCAUCGUGUUGCUCAAUGUCAGCAUACAGGUGAGUAUGACAUCUUUAAUUAAUCUGGAUGGUAGAACCACCUACUGUACGCUGCCGUAGCUGACGUCAAGACGUGUAAUGAGACCGCCCACUUCUACGGGUCAGUAGAAAGGGCCGCCCAAUAUCGCAAUGCACUCACUGCCGCUCCCUGCGCGCCUCGCGAUCUGUUCACACGAAGUGCAAAUGCGCAUCAACAUCGCACCAGGUCAUGUUGAAGCAAUUCGGAAGAGAACGAUGCGCCUGUUCAGAGGGCGGCGCAUGCAAAUGUGCAUACAAGAGUGAUCGAGGAGCUACAAACGACAUUCUCUCAGUACCAUCCAGACGCGAAAGCUCUACACCAUCUACAGCCUUAUCUCCUCCCGGAUUCGAGCCUAAACCUUUAGAACUUGCUCCCCUCCCGCUUCGAUCAACCUCUACCGAGAGACUGGCGCCAGCUCACUGUAGCGCCGAAAGCGCCGGCUCAAUUUUGGGAUCGAGUCUUCCGAGCGUGAACAACUGGCCCUUAGACGAUAUCCCUAUCGCAUGGACGACUCCAUUAGAGAGUUACUUGCCUGAUUCUGUGCUUUCUGAUAUACAUGAUCCGACAGGAACUGGGGAUUCAGUUCCAAAUAUGGGCGCAAUCGAGCAAGCUCAGAUGAGUAGGCCGACGUUCGAUGAUCCGUUAUCGACCGUAGAUAUUCUUGGCCUGGGCGAUCUCUUCAUUGAACCCGAUGCUGGUCAAAUGCUUUCGUUGGAUAAUUCGAAUCUGUUAGACUUUCAAACGAUGACCUGUUACGAUCAUGGACAGUGGUUCGAUAACUAUGACUUUAUGAAUUCCUGAUGUUCUUCGCUGAUUAGUCUAGUCCAAUCCAGAGGCUAUGAUCACAUUCUGAAAUAACUAGUGUAUCACGAGAUAGAAGGCGCGACAGGUUCAGUAGCUUAAAUCAAUAUCAAGUCGUUGAGUCUCUACUGCUAAUCACUAAGAAAUUAGCUACACUACCAUUUCAAUAUUGCCCUCUGACUUCAAUUCUCUGUCACCUGUAAUAACCUUGCCAG